GCUGCAGUCAUCACCACGCCGUGUCCAUCUUCCGAUCAUGGCGAGGUUGCUUCGAAGGCAGAAGAGUCGGAAGCUGUGGGUCCUGGUGACCUUGCUGGUCCUGUGGGGAUGGUGUUGGAACCGAAGCCCGGGAUUUCUUGGCAGUGGCUCUCCCCCGAGGCCAUCUGAGGGUCAGAGAUUGGCCACAAACCAGCAGCUUGGGCAGGCUGUGAAGGAACGGGAUGAUGAAAUCUUGGAACAGUUGAGAGAUGAUGAAGGCGCAUACCAGGCGGAUUUGCUGGGGUCCCCCCGACCUUUGUUCACGUUGACGGAGCAGUGGGGCCUGCUGGGUCUGUUGGUUGGCCUGGUAGUAUUGCUGGCCAGUAUGGGUGGCAUGGAAAGCUCCUUCCUCGAUCUCUUGCAGGGCGGCUGGGACCAAACUCAGGCCAUGGAGGCGCUCACCACGUUGAAUGAGGGUACAGCCGCUGCUGGUGCAGAGGUGGCAGGUGGCAUCCUGGAGCCGGGGCUCAGCAUCGCUCUUCCAGGUCUGCUGGCUUCGCUGGGCAGUUUGGCUGGUUUGGUGGUCCAAGGAAUUAAGGACGAGAAGAGAUGCCGAAUUCGCCCAAGGGCUUUGGGAGAAUGACCAAUCUGGGUCAGUUCCAAG
Cladocopium goreaui is the source of this 643-nucleotide messenger RNA. NCBI's taxonomy places the organism in Eukaryota, Dinophyceae, Suessiales, Symbiodiniaceae. The record is from the annotation of a GenBank genome assembly.